Molecule: messenger RNA, 4579 nt
Organism: Xyrauchen texanus (razorback sucker)
Lineage: Eukaryota; Metazoa; Chordata; Actinopteri; Cypriniformes; Catostomidae
Gene: hnrnpua
Product: heterogeneous nuclear ribonucleoprotein Ua
Exons: 14
Coding region: 142-2436 (764 amino acids)
Biological process (GO): regulation of chromatin organization; CRD-mediated mRNA stabilization; regulation of mitotic spindle assembly
Cellular component (GO): centrosome; CRD-mediated mRNA stability complex; cytoplasmic ribonucleoprotein granule
Molecular function (GO): pre-mRNA binding; ribonucleoprotein complex binding; promoter-specific chromatin binding
Source: RefSeq, a predicted model, not a curated record
UGUGCGCACUGACUGCAUCAGCGCCUCUCGCAGCUCUGGACACCGACAGUCCUAUUUGACAAAUUCAUUCUUUUUAACAUUUUCUUUUAUUUUUCAUACAUUCGGGGUAUAAUUUCUCUUAGAAGGGAUCCAAACAUCAAGAUGAGCUCAAUCAAUGUGAAAAAGCUGAAAGUGAACGAACUGAAGGACGAACUGAAGAAGAGGAAUCUGUCUGAUAAAGGACUGAAGGCCGAUCUGAUGGUCCGACUGCAGGCCGCUCUGGAUCAGGAGGCGCUGUCCACCGAUACCAAUGGUGCUGAAAGACAGUACGAGGACGGAGACGGCCUCAGUUACAUGGGCGAUGAAGACCUUGAGGAAGAUCUGGCUGGAGAGAGCAUGGAUGCCGAUGAAGAGGAGGAGGCUGGGGAGCAGCAAGAAGAUGACAUGGAGGAGGAUGCCGGCGUAGAGAUGGAUAAAUCAGAUGAAGAUGACGAGGAUGCGCUUCUCAAAGAAGAUGAUGAAGAGAUGGAGAAAUUUGACGAGGAUGAUGUGGCUCUUGAAAGCAGCACUGGAGAUGGGGAUGCGGACAAAGACAAGAGUGAUGAACAGAAGAAUAAGAAGGGUGUAAAGAGAUGUCGAGAUGAACAUGGAAGGGGCUACUUUGAAUUUAUUGAAGAAAGCAAAUACAGCCGGGCAAAGUCUCCCCAGCCGCCACUGGAGGAAGAGGACGAAGAGUUUGAUGACACCACUGUUUGUCUGGACACCUACAACUGUGACCUGCACUUUAAAGUGUCUCGGGAUCGGUAUAGCGCCUCCUCUCUCACCAUGGAGAGUUUUGCCUACCUGUGGGCAGGAGGACGAGCAUCUUAUGGUGUGGCAAAGGGCAAGGCUUGCUUUGAAAUGAAGAUUAUUGAGAAGAUACCCGUAAAGCACAUUUCCAGUAAAGGAAUGAAGAUCCAUGAUGUCCUGGUGGGUUGGUCUCUGCCGAAUAGCUCCCUUCUGCUAGGGGAGGAAGCAUACUCCUAUGCCUUUUCUUCAAAGGCUAAGAAAACCAGCAACUGUGUGACAGAGGACUUUGGAGAGGCAUUUGAUGAGAAUGAUGUUGUUGGUUGCUUUAUAAACUUUGAUGGUGCAGAAGUUGAGAUUUCCUUCUCCAAGAACGGACAGGAUCUGGGAACAGCUUUUAAAGUCAGUAAGGCAGAGCUCGAGGGAAAAGUACUCUUCCCUCACGUCCUCUGUCACAACUGUGCAGUUGAGUUCAACUUCGGCCAGCUAGAAACACCGUUCUUCCCUCAGCCGGAUGGCUUUAUAUUCCUACAGCAGAUCCCUGUUUGUGAUCGCAUCAGAGGACCAAAGGGACCCGAGACCAAAGAAGAGUGUGAGGUCAUUGUCAUGGUUGGACUGCCUGGAUCUGGAAAGACAGAAUGGGUUUCAAAGCACACACAAGCCAACCCAGGGAAAUAUAACAUCCUUGGAACCAACACAAUCAUAGAGAAGAUGAUGAUUUCCAGUUUGAAAAGGCAGAUGAAGGAUGUCGCAAAGAUCUCAGCAAUAUCUCAGCGUGCGCCGCUGUUCCUCGGGAAAUUCAUUGAGAUUGCUGCACGGAAAAAACGCAAUUACAUUCUUGACCAGACUAACAUAUCAGCACCAGCCCAGAGAAGGAAAAUGUGCCUGUUUGCUGGUUUCCAGCGUAAAGCUGUGGUAGUCUGCCCAACGGAUGAGGAAUACAUUCAGCGGACACAGAAAAAGGCAGAAACUGAUGGCAAAGAUGUGCCUGAACACGCAGUCCUAAAAAUGAAAGGAAUAUACACAUUACCUGUGGAAGGUGAAUGCUUUGGCGAAGUGGUUUAUGUCGAGCUGCAGAAGGAGGAAGCUACUAAACUGCUUGAACAGUAUAAGGAGGAAAGCAAAAGUUCCCUUCCACCUGAGAAGAAGCCCAACCAAGGAGGCACUCAGAUGAAGAGAGGAGGUAACCGGGGACGAGGAGGCAAAAAUCUGUUCAACCGUGGAGGUGGACAAGGACAGAGAGGAGGACGAGGAGGAUUUCAAAACAGAGGCAACUUUAGGGGCGUACCUGGACCUCGUGGUGGAUUCAACAGGCCACCAAGAGGCUUCCUCCCUCCCCCUGCCUUCCGAGGAGGCUUCAACCGUGGCAAUUUCAACCGGGGUGGUAGGAUGCCAAACAGAGGUGGUGCUCCCAGACCAGGACCUGGUCGUGGCAAUAUGGUUCACAUGGGCAACAGAGGAGGAGCCAUGCACAGGGGCAACAUGGCCCGAGGGGGAGGUGGGAGCCGGGGCAACUUCAACCAGAAGUUCAGGGUUCGAGAAGGAAAUAACCGUGGCUUUAAAAAUGGGAACUUUAGUAUGAACAAAGUACAUGCUUUCAACCAGAGCUGGCAACAAGGGUUUUGGAAUCAGAAGCCAUGGAGUCAACAGUACCAUCCGGGAUAUUACUGAAUAAACUCAAGCUGUGUUGGACCAAGAUCAUAUCAAAGCAAGUGGAACAUUUAUUUUUUUCUUAAUGUCCUUUUGAUUCUUUACAUAUUUUACUUAGGACAUUCCACAAUUGAGAAGAAAUGACUCUGGGGCUUUCAAAAAGCUUCUCAGGUUAUAUAUUGGAAUUUUUUUUAUUUAUAUUUAACAUUCAUCUUUGGCCGUAGGUACUUCCUUUUCCCAUGACAACACGUUUAAAAUCAGGUAUCUCAAUAUGACUACAGGGUGGGAUGUUUGUCUUAAAAAAAUUAUUGUAAUAAUUCUGAGUUGUGAAUUUGACUUAGAAUUGCUCUUAUGUGGAUCUUUGUGUAGCAGUAAAGCAUCGUAAUAUAUCAGAAAAGAAAUGCUGACGCACUUUACAGUUACAGUAUACGAAUAUUUGUCCUGCUGCAAUAAUAUUUUUUAGUUACAAAAACACUAAACAUUUAAAUAUAUGUACUAGGAUGCUGAAAUGGAAUUUUGUACAUGAAUGGUGGUCAACAUUUCCAGGUUUUAUGUUAAGGUCUUGCCAAAUUAAUUAAAAGUACUGAAAAUGUCCACUGUAAUUAUGCAGUUUCUGUGAGUGUGAAAUAGAUAAGAUUAUUGAUUUAGGAGAUUCUUGAUUUAAAGUUUGUUGUCUAUUAAAUAAAUUAAGGUGCUAAAUAGUCUGUACCUCUAGAUAAAAAUGGGUCAAGUAUAUAAAAAAGCUAUGUUAGUUGUCUGCAAUGUCCUAUCCUCGUUACCAUUUAAAACAAUGCAAUCCAUAGUUCUAAAUGUCUCCAGUCCUACUCGAACUGCCCCGAGCUGGAUUCAAACUUGCGACCCCCAGCAUGGGAAUCAGACAUGCUAGCAAGGAGGCUAGUGCAUCUCUUAAGGCCAGGAGAGUGAGGUUUACACUCUGCACCGCUAUCACGUACCAGCAGGAUACUGUUUGUUUUGGUCAGUAUACUGUAUCUGAGGACAAGUAAGGCUUUGUUUAUAUGUCAGAUUUUUAAAAUGUUAUCUAUCUUCUGUAAGGAGCAAUAUGCAUCAUUUUCAAUUAUGUGCCAUAAAGUAGUAAAAGCAAAAAAGAGAAAUGCUUUUCAUUAUUGCUUUUCAUGCAAACAGUUGCAGACAGGUUAAAGAUAUUUCAAAUGUAGUUUAUUCUCUGUGCAUUAAUAAUGCAAUUUCAGCAAGAAGUCAUAAUAUUAUGUUUGGAAAUCAGAGCUUACUGCUCCUUAAAGAUUUGAGCUUAUUGCAUGAAUUCUUUAAAUAUUUUGCUUUGUAUAUGUUUGUUUGUUUUUAUUUUUUAAGUGUACGAGGUUUACAAGUUAUUUGCAGUCUUCUAUGAUGUGAUGUGAGCACAUCGAUGUGGCCACAAUUUUCUGUAGGUCUGUAGAAAUUUGUAUUUUGCUCUUAUUAAAUUGCUUAAAAGUUUAUUCUAGAAUUUCUGAAUACACAUCUUACUCUUAUGAAAUGGUUGUUACUCAAUUAUUGGUAGCCUAUGUUCUUUCCUCUAUAUUAUAAUUUCAAACAAAAUCAGGAUUUUUUUUUUUUACUGCUACCGUUUUAAUUUUUUUAAGAAAUUGUGAGGAUUUCCUGCUGCAGCUGCAAACAUCUUUGAACAACAGAAUUAUCCAUGCAGAUUUCACACAUUAGAGGGUUUAUUUCUAUUUUCUAUAUAUCAGGAACAGAGACAGUGUUGAAAUUUUACUUGAUUUAUAAACUUAACUUGAAUUAUACAUUUAAACAUUUUAGAUAAUGACAGUGUUGUUAAUAUUUUUUCCAUGUUUCCAGACCUUUGAUGCAAUUGAAUUAUUUAGAUAACUGUUGGUUUAAAUAAUAAUAAUAAUAACAAUAAUUUGCCAGAUAUUAAGCACAUUUAAUUUUCUGAAGUAUUACCAUUUUGUAUUAGUAAUUUAUUGAAGGCAUGUUGAUUAUAACUGAAGCUUGUUUUGGUGUUGUAUUUGUUCAUGUUUAAGGCAUUUGGUCAGGUGACAAAUAUAGUAUUGAGAUACUGACACUGUAAUAGACACUUUUCUUUCUUUUUAUACCUUGCUAAGUUUUGUAUUUUAUCUUUGAAAACAGACCAAAUUAGUGACUUAUUGGAAAUAGAUUGUUUUUCAAAGAUAAUAAAGUUUGAAGAUAA